Molecule: messenger RNA, 4112 nt
Organism: Cephus cinctus (wheat stem sawfly)
Lineage: Eukaryota; Metazoa; Arthropoda; Insecta; Hymenoptera; Cephidae
Gene: BBS9
Product: protein PTHB1
Exons: 13
Coding region: 142-2610 (822 amino acids)
Biological process (GO): cilium assembly
Cellular component (GO): membrane; BBSome
Molecular function (GO): protein binding
Source: RefSeq, a predicted model, not a curated record
AAGAAUCCCAUGGCAACGGAUCGUAUGCGUGCGCGUCUGUGGCCACUAACGGAGUACAGAGUGUUCGGGAAAUAAGUACAAAUAAAUAUAUAAGAGAUAUAUUGCGUUUAUUAAAAAUGUUCAAGUAGAAGAAAGGAUAGAAUGUCUCUAUUCAAAAGCAAACAGUGGUGGAGAACCGAAUGUGAAGUUAACGAAAAGUACGAUAAACGGAGUCUGCUCAUUGCACCGUUGUUUGGAGUCGAUACAAAGGACAUUAUUAUCGUCGGUAGUCAUAGUGGAUAUCUGAGGCUAUACUCACCAUCGUCCCAAUGGUCGGAAGAGACUAAAGAAUCCUCGGGCUACAAAUCCACGGACCUACUUCUUGAAACAAAAUUGGCCGACUGUAUAGUGGACCUAAAGGCGGGUAAAUUUGCAUCGGGUUCUCAGGACAUGCGUCUGGGUGUUCUUACAUCCACUAAAUUAAUCGUAUACAGUGCCACCCAGAUUCAGGGAUCUACUGAGCACGGCGAUCGAUGCAUGUUAAAUGUGGCAUAUGAACAUGUUUUAACACGUUUCCCAAUAUCGCUGACGGUGGGUCCUUUUGGGGGUGUCCGUUCACGCGACUUUCUUUGCGUGCAAUGCGUUGAUGGAACCUUACUGUUUUAUGAGCAGGAAAACUUUACCUUCAUUCAAACCCUUAACAAACGUUUACUACCAAGUUCACUUAUCUACAUUUCACGAAACGAUGUUUUCGUCACGAUGAGCUCCGACUGGAUUCUUGAAUGCUACAAGUAUCAAAAUAUUGCGGACUCUAGUAGGAGCGAAGAUCACCAAAAUGCUAUUAAAAAAAUGACUAAGAAUAUCGAGGCGGAUUGGUCCUACAAUUUGGGCGAAGGUGUCUUGGAUAUGGACGUUGUUACACUGAGCAGUUUCGAGGUUGGAAUUGUUAUUCUAGGAGAGAAAAACGUCUAUUGCCUUCGUGACAACUGUGCAGUUAAAUACGCCAAAAGACUGGAAUAUGAGGCGAUUUGUUUCCAUCCUUAUGUAAUUGAACCAGAUGGAAAGCUAAUGGUCUUAAUAGCGACAAAUACGGGCGUUCUCAUGAUAUAUGAAGACAGCAGUCUCAAAUGGUCAGCCAGAUUACCUUUCGUUCCUGUUGCUUUGGUCAAAGCAAAUUUUCAGCAUCUACAGGGCGCGAUUGUGAUGCUUUCCGAUGAUGGUCGUUUAGAAGCCUUCUACUUGGGAACACAGCCGUCAUUGUUCGUGGCACCGCCACUUCAUCGUCGUAAAUUUGACCAUGCGGAAGGAGAGAGAGAACUUGCACUGUUACGUAAACGUCUUAGAAGAUCGGCAAGUUUCGGUAAUUUUCUAGAUAAUGCGAGAACAGAAAGCGAGCUGAGUAUUACGGUACGUGCCUCUCCGCAUCCGGAUAUCUGUAACUAUGAAGCCAACGAAAUGUCCGAUCAGAUCAAAGGAUGUGUCGCGUGUAAAGUCACAUUGGAGCUUUCUUCAUAUUCACCACUUCAAGAUGUACAAAUUUAUCUUAAUGUUUCACAGCCGUUAACUUUUAACCAGGAUAAGUAUGCCAUUCCAAAUCUAUGUGAUCGACAAGUCCUGCAGACAAUGAUUUAUACCAAUGGGAGGAUAUCAUCGAUGUCAUCGGAAGCCCAAAUUACAGCCACCUACGGAACACGAUUUGGGAGUCAGCGUAUUGUACGAAAAACGAUUCAGCUACCUCUUAGGCUGUUCUUAAAUCCCACCAUUCCUGAGAAUACAGGCUCUUUCAGCACAAUUGUAAAAUCCUCUGAAGUUUUAGUAAAUUUCGGUCAGCUCUUUCCUGAAUUCGUUGGUGAAUAUUCCCUUAGGCAAAAUAACAGUGCUCUUGGGCUGCAGCAUAUACUGAGCGGUUCUGUCGUGACAAUACUUUAUGGUGCUACCUCAAAUCGUUACCGAAUAUUAUCGAGCGUUGCUCUCGCUAGUACAUUGGUAAUUGAGCAGUUGCUAUUGAGAUUAUGCACGUUCUCAUCCUCGCAAACUUUCAAAGCUUCAAUCAGCCAGGACCACUUUCAAUUGGUGUACUCGCAGAUCGAUGCCCACUUUUCCAGCAGGCAGAGGGUCAAAAGAAUUACAGACGAGAUAGUGUUAUUGACGACCCAGAUGAGAAAUAUUGAGAGGCGGAUGCUUUGGAACUUCAGAGAGAGGAAUUUACUUCAUCUAGAGACGCUGACUACCCUUCUUGAUUUUACUUAUAGUUCCAUCUUUAGUCUCCUCGAUGAACUUAUUGCAGCUAAUGCGGAACGAGAUCAAACGACGUAUGACCUGCAGUGCGCUAUUAGAUUGCUAUUCUUACUUGUACGGUUUAACGCAAGUGACGAUAAGUAUAUUCUACUACGUUCGGCAAUUGGAUUUGAGACGCAGUUGCGCAAUGACGUGGGUUGGGAGGAAUUGGCCGAUCUGGGAUUGACGACUUUGUUAAAAACUAUAUCCAGAAAGUCGGAUAUCGAUUCUAACCGAGCAAUCUCAUGGUUUAGGUUUGAAACUGUCAAGGAUCUUUCAAAACUCAAGAGACGUAUCGUACAUGCAGUAGAAAAAUUAAAUAAGGACUCAAAUGUGAUUGACAUUGAAUCCUAAGAUGCUUUCGUGGGCGAUAACACUGGGACGUGUUAUAGCGUUCUGCAAGCAAUAGCUCUUAUGGAAUUGACACACUGUAUUGGACCUGAGUAAGCGGAGUGGCGAGCAUUUUCCGAAGCAUGUUCCGCAAUCCACUAUACCAUGUUUUAUUUAUCAUCCCUGCAAUAACGAACACAAAUGUUGCGCUGAUUUCAGGGAUCUUAUUAUGCGGUCACUUAUUUAGUUUUUUUUUAUAUACCAUUUUCUGGAACAUUUACCUCUGUUCGGCAGUUGUGAUUAACAGGUGCGAAACUUAAUUUCAAAAAUGUGACUUGAAGAAAGCGGAACAUAGGCAGUGUUAAAUACUCUUUCCUUUCGAGAACUGUACGAGAGAACUUGAAGAUUUAUAACUAUUAUAUAUUUUAAUGUUGUCAUGUUCCCUUUUGUUUCUGCGUGUAUGUAUACCUCUUCUCCCUUUGUAACCAAUGAGAAAUUUCAUGCUUGGCAUAAACUUAAUUCCAUGUGACAUGCCAAGCAAUUGCAGCUAGUGAAACUACCGUAAUUGAUUAGUUAACCGACUAAUUAUGGAACGAAAGUGAUAAGGGCUUAUUCCAGGAAUCGGACCAUAGCCACAGGGCUACAGCAUGCCAGCAACGAAAGGAAAACAGAUAAAUUUUAAUGGGACCGGAAAGGAAGCAAAGGGCGAUUACAUACGGUUUGAGUAUUCAUUGUAUUAUCAUAUAAUUAGUUCUUGUCAAAGAUUCAUGAUCGUUCUAUUGUAAUAUUCCAUCACAGAGGCGGGAACUACUAGGCGCAAGAUUAUGCACCUAAUAUGUCAUUUGAUGUAGAAUUCGAAUACUCUUGGGCAUACCACCUCACUUACGGAAAGAAUCUUUUGACUCGCAAUAAUUACCAUUAAGAUUCAAUAGUAAUUACUAAUUGUCAAAAAUAUUUAUUAUUAGAAAAUAAUGGGGAGGUUAUCAUUGGAAACACAGUGCAGUCUCGCGUAAGUUGAUCGCUCGUUAUCGAGAAUCUUCAUGUAAGUUGAACCUCCCCGCUAUCCCCACUGUUUCGCAGAUUCGUGUUGAUUUGCGGCAGCAUUGUCAGUGAGCAUGCGCUAAGUCCAGCGCUCAUUAAAAGAAUAGAACAUGAUAGGGGAAACCUCUCAGGGAGGAAGUCAACUUAUGUGAGUGAGUCAACCCUUAUGGUUAAAAACUAUUCCAUUCGCAAUAGUUACUAUUAAGAUAAAAUAGUAACUAUUCAUUGUCAAUAGUGCAAACUAAUAGAAAACAGUAGCAACUGUUGGGGAGAUUAUCAUUCAGAAUAGUUACUAUCGAAGUGCAAUAGUAGUUAAUAAUGGAGUGCAACUAUUCGGGACAUUUUUAUUGACUAGUAUAUUUUUAUUAACUAGUAUUAGCAUAUUAUAGAUAGUAUUCAGAUAGCUAUUAUGCGACGCAGUUAUUAUUAAACUUUAAUAAUGAUUACUGUUAGAAAGGAAAUAAAGUAUUUGGGUGUAGUUGUCA